AUGGAAAACACAGAAGAUCGAGAAGUAAGUGAGGACGAACAGGGUUUUACUGUGUUAUUGUUGACGCUCUUUAGCGGCGACGGGGCACUCUUUAGUGGCGACACACCGGAGGGAAAAGAACAUGGGGUUUCCUACGUCCUCCUAGUCGUUGGAUCAUCACUUAAAUCGACGAAUAGAUUGAAAAGACUUUUGAUCUAUAAUCGAAGCUGUGGUUUGUUUUACUAUAAUGUUUUCAAGGCUUGGUCGUUCAAUCUCUCGAUUGUCUCGCUCAAGGAAUGUUUUGAGGGUUGGAAAUGGCGGAAGAUCACUGCAGGUUCCCUAGCAGCUAACAAUCAAAGAAAUGGUUCUGGGUUAGGGUUAUCAUCGAAGCUGUAUACAUCGGAUAUGAACUGCAUUCUUCCAAACCCAAGAAUUCGAAGGUUUUCUCCAAUCCGAAUAAGAAGGAAUCAAGUAAAUAACAGAAAAGAGGUUGACAAGUUCUUGGUUAUAUGUCAAGUUCUUGGGGAAGAAAAGGAUAGAGGAGAAAGGAAUAUGGAUUUCGAGGCUGAAGAACAAAGGGAAGGAUACUAAUUGUACUUGGGGGCAGUUUGGGUAUUUCAAUAUUACUGAUAUAUAAAUAGACUUAAAAUUUUGUUUGUAAUUGGGAAAUCAAAACAUUAUUAAUCAUUUUGUAGGAC
Messenger RNA from Lactuca saligna, 677 nucleotides. NCBI's taxonomy places the organism in Eukaryota, Viridiplantae, Streptophyta, Magnoliopsida, Asterales, Asteraceae. The record is from the annotation of a GenBank genome assembly.